GUUAAAAAGAUGUUUGGUGUCUAGUACUAUGGCUUUGACCCUAUAUGUACUAACCUGAGUAAAACAUGGUGUAGUUCCGUUUAGUAACAGAACCUCAUUGGAAAAUUUGCUGAUUUAACUUUACUGUGCUCUUAUUCAUGUAUACAAACUCGACAGCACAUAUAUCCAUACCUGUUAACAAAAUCAUGAUUUUAUUGAUAAUUCGGCUCAAUAAAAACACCUUUACCUUUUCAUUUUACUACAGCAGAAGUUUCUUGGCCCAGCUUAUAGACUACAGAAGUGGAGAAAUGCCCCCGCUUAAGUUUGUGUUGUUCUGAGCAUUAUUUGUGGCUAUAGAGUGGCGUUUUGGUUGAGGGCGUGGCUCUCUGUAUUGCUAUUCUGCGGUCGUUACUAAAGUUGGUAUAACUAGAGAAGCAAGCGGUCGACAACAUUCAUCUCUGGAGGGGGGGUCUAACUCGGUGUUACGGUGGGUUUGACCCUAUAUUAAUUUUACACCGGGAUAUCCCUUUAAGACUUUUAGUUGACCUGCUGCUGUGAGACGAGUCUUUCUGAAUGAGUGUGAACCCGGUCUCUGGGACCUUUUCAGUCAGCCUCUAGUGGACACUGAAGGAACUGCAGUUUUUAACCCUUCCACAGUGGGCUGUACGGUUUCUGCCUCGCAGACUUACUUUGAUAAGUUAUGGAGGUUUUGGACUUGCUGUUUCCUCCCACCCUUCAGUCUGCAGCAGGCUGUAACGUCACAUGUCCGGAUUAUUUUUUCUGCAGCCGUGAAAACGUUUGCAUCACCUGCUCCUCGUGCAGAAAGUCUUAAAAACACGGUAAUUUCCACAGCUUCAAAGCUUGCAUGUCUUUGCAGGUUUUGCUGCCUCACAGGUUGACCUUUGUUCUGUGGCCUCUGCGGGGUCACUGGUGACACUGAUUCCCAGUUGUCCAUCCAUUUACAGGGACAUGCAUCAGAGCGCUGAGGUGUGCUAAGCGUCUGAGUGUAAACAUUAACCUGAGACCUGCUGCUGCUGAUAUCUCCGCUCUGUUUGAGGAGAGAGUUUGUCACAGGUUGUAAGAUUUUUAACGAAGCUCUGCGUUUUUUUAAAAUGAAGAAAUAAAACAGCUGAUGAUUGUCGUCGACCCGGUCAGGGCUGAUCUCUGCAGAGUUUACCAACAAACGUCGUUAACCCUAAUGAGCUUCAAGUCUCAGCGUCAACAAAAGGUCAAGACGCGCCGCUAUUAAUGCAUCAACCCGGCUGGACGAUGAUGGUGGUGGGAGGUGUGCCGCCACUCUCCGCCUCUCAAAGGUCAACCAAGGUAUGCUAAUGAGAUCCCUAGUGACAUCACAGCGCCCAUAUAAGAAGGAGGCGGCGGUGUUUGGUCGCAAACCUCUCUGAGCUGAAGCAAGCAGGUCUGACUCCGGUCUCCCCUGUGGUCCCAGGAUACAAGAAGACACCGCUCUGGAAAAUAUGCUGUUCUGCCAUUCCCAGCCUGAGUCCUACCACCAGCACUCGGCUAGUUACAUUAGGUAAAGCACAGGUCAGGGGCUGGGGGAGCGGGGGCUGGGGGGUCAGGGUGUUAGAGCCAAGCAUGAGGAGAAGUGUCUGAACUUUGGGUGUUACAUGUGCAGAGUUACAGCCGCUCUGAGCUCAAACGUCAGCCGGCGUUUGCACCUUUGUUCGUAUGAUGGAGUGAUUAGAUAAAAAGAACAAUCACCUCCUCCACACUCAGCUCCACUUCUUUCCUUCUGCAGAGAGGCCUUGGCACCUUUCCUGAAAAACGAGGAGGCGAGGCUUAUGGCUGAAAAUGGCGCCAAGACGAGCCCGUUUCAGUACAUUCUGUGCGCGGCCACCUCGCCGGCUGUGAAGCAGCAGGAGGAGAGCCUCACCUAUCUCAACCAAGGUAGCUAUGUGAGCGGGACUGUCCGUGUUGACUGCAUGCACUGGAGCUCAUUUUGUCACAUGUUUGCAAACAGCUGCAGGGUCACCUCAGGGACUGGUACUGGUUCUGAAGUCCUGAAAGUCUGUCAGUGAUGAUCCAGUUCUGGAGCUGAGCAGGGAUGGAGUUAGGAGGUCUGCAGAGUGAGGACGACAGAUCCAAACUUUAGUGAAGUAGAGAGUCUUUUCUCUGACAGCCACAGUCAGGAAGUUCAUUUGGAUCAGAACCAAACAUCGGACCAGUUUGGACUAAAGGUUUUAAACAUAAACCACAACAAUAACAACCAAACAUCCCAGAAAUCUGACGACUGAAGACAAUUAAGACCAAAAAAAAAAGGAUUUAAAAGAGAGACAAUUUUUUCUUUGCAGGAAAUUAAUAAUGAUUAAAAAAAACAAACAAACAAAAAAAAAAAACAGUUAUAAGGUUCUUGAUGAUUCUGACUGAUCCCCAAUAUCUGCCAGAAAAUUCAGCUUCUAAAAUAUUUUAAAAGAUGAUUAAAUUAAACUGAACAGAAAAGAAUAGAAAGUGUAAAUAAUAAUAAUAAAAUAAUAAUAAUAAUAAUAAUAAUAAUAAUAAUAAUAAUAAUAACUUAUUUAAAAAAACAGUUCUAUUGUUCUUGAUGAUCCUGAAACUUAAAAUAAAAUCCUAAGUUAUUAAAUAAGCUCAAAAAUCAGCCCCAAAAAUUUAGCUUCUAAAAUAUUUAAAAAACAGACUCAAUUAAACUGAACAGAAAAGAAUAAAAAGUUAAAAAAGAAAAAAAUAAUAAUUUAUAAAAAAAAAUAAAAACUGUUCUUAGAUUCUUGAUGAUCCUAAAACUGAAAAAAAGACUUAAAAUAAAAACCAAAAUUAUUUAAUGAGCUCCAAUAUCUGCCCUAAAAUUAAGCUUAAUUAGUGUUUGAAAUAUUCUAAAAACUGAUUUAAUUAAACUGAACAGAAAGGAAUAGAAAGUUUAAAAAAGAAAAAAAAGUAUUUACAAACUCAGCUUAGACCAGAUAUGUUCAACACUGUCCACAGGGGGCGCCAAAAUCAACACAAACACAAACACUUUUAAUCUACCGAAAGGAAGGAUAGAAAGAAAGGAAGAAAGGAAGAAAGGCAGACAGAAAAGAAAAUGAAAUGAAACCUUAUUUAACCAGAAAAAACUCAUUGAGGUUAAAAAUCUUAUUGAAGAGUGUCCUGGCCAAGACAGGCAGCAGCACAUUUACAAAGCUACAGACAAAAACAAAUACAGACAUAUACGGACAAAACAACCAGCCAAGUCGAAGUCGCAGAGCAGAGCAUUUUACAGUCUGCUUCAUCUUCCUCUCGGGCCUUUAAUCGACAUCCACAAAGACAGAACGAUGAAAUAAAUAAAAACAAAGAAAGGAGAGGAAGAAAUAAAAUCAGAAAAAGAGAGAAGUAAAAGAAGAGAGAAAGGAAACAAAGAAAAAAAAACAGGAAAGAGAUGAGAUGAUAGUCAAACAGAAACCUGUGCUGUUAUGUCCGGAGGUGUUCAGACUUCAGGAUCUCAUUUUAUGGAUCAGGGUCAAACUCCGAACUGAACUCCUGUGUUGGUAAAUUCAGGGUCCUUUAAGACUUUAUUGAAAGGUGAAUGAGGAGAGGAUCUGAGGACCUGUAUCAGGACUUAAAGGAGGCAGCAGAGUCCCUUUAGAGACUGAAAAGUGCAACAUGAGCUCCUGAGUGUGUGUCAGUCUGGAUCAGUUUCGUCUCUCUCUCUCUGUUUUUCUCCUUAAUGCUCUCAAAUGGUGCUUCCCUCUCCUCUUGGACAUCACUCGUCUCUCCAUCUUCUGAUUGUUUCUGUCUCUCUCUCUCGUUGGACACAGUGACAUUUUGUAUUUGUGCUUUGUUUACCUGUUAGACCCAAAGUUUGUUCUGCUUAUCGGCGUCACAGUGAAGACAAAAAUAAAAGAGUUCACUGUAACGAACAACAGCGACAUUCACAGACCCGUGUAUAUACUGUACUAUAGUAUAUACAGUCUAUGUCUGUGACUCACAUUCAAGAAAACACUGAGGGUCUGAGCUGUGGGUGAAAAACUCUGUUUUCAGGAAAAUCACUCAAAAGAAAAGAAAAAUCAAGAUUUAAGUUUCCGUUCUAUUCUACCUUCAAACUCUGGAUUUUAACGACUUUAAAACAUUAAUUUUAAUGAGACUUUUUCAAUGUUGUUGUCAAACAUAACUCCAAAUAAAGUUCAUUUUAACUGGUAAAAACACAACACAGAAAUAAAGUAAGUUUACAAAAUAACAAUGUAGUGAGAAAGAGUGGUGAUUAUGGGAGAAUAAAUCAUAAUUAUCAGUUAUUUAGUGGAAUUUAUGAGUGAAACAUCAUCAAUAUAAUAUUAAAGAGUCAUAUUUAAGUAAUUAAUUAUAAGAAAAAGAUUGUCAAAUUUAUGAGAUCGAGUUCUGAAAUGAGGAGUUAAGAGUCAGAAAAUUUUGAGUUAAAAUCAUAAAUGUGACAAAAAAAUUUCAAUAAAGCACAAAUUUAUUAAAGAUUUUGGUUCAAAUUCAAAGGAAAUAUCAAAUUUAUGAGAUUAUGUUCUGAAAUUAUGGGAUAAAAGUCAAAAUUAUGAAUAAAAGUCACUAACAUAAUGGCAGUCAUAUAAUAAAACACAUAUUUAUAGAGGAGGAGGUUUGAUUACAUGAGUAAUCAAUUAGUUUGUUUUUAUAGGAUUGGACUAAAACAUCAAUAUGUUAAAAGUCUAAAUAAAAGGCAUUAAUAUGAUUUAAAAAAAGGUCAUAAAAGUGUCAAAAACCUAAAAAUAUUAGUGUUAGUGUUAUAUUAGAGAUUUAGUGUUUCUGUAAAAUAGAAGUUUUUAUGAGACGAGAUAAAGUGAAGAUGAUGAGAUGGAAAUUUAAAAUGAUUUGAUAAAAUAAUUAAAAUAUUCAGACGAGUUUUAUUUAAUUAUGUUAGAGGUCGAAGUCAGAAGAUUAAAAUUAAAGAUUCCUUAUAAAAAUCAUAAAAUCAAAAGUAUGAGAUGAAAAAGUGAAAACCAUGAGAUAAUCAAUAAUAAUAAAUUUUUUUUUUUGAUUAUUCCUGACAAUCUAUAAACUUUGACUUUUUAAUCUCAGAAUUAUUUAGUUGUUGUUUUUUUUCUUGGUGUUUUUAAAAAAAAAUCACUUUAUCGUAAUUUUAACGAUUUAAUUUUCUAGUUAUUUCUUAAAUCGAUAAAUUCUGAGUUUUCUGACUCUCUUUGAAUUCAUUUUGGCUUUUUCUCAGAUUUUUUUAGACUUCAGUGAUUAUGGCUCAGCGUAAACUUUAUAUCAGUUAUUAUAAAAAUCAUUAAAUCUUCUCUUUCUUUGUGGUGUUUACAUCUUUCAGCAGAGUUUUUCACACACGGCACUCACAUCCUCGGUUGGAGCAGGUGCACCGUCCCUCCCUCCCUCCUGACUAUUUUCAUGACUUUUUCUUGUGAUUUGACUCUAAAUGUUUGACCUUCAUAUUCAGGAUGGAGAUAUGUUGAUGUUUGAAGUGUCUGGCCUUCAUUUCUGGCUCUAAAGUUUUUUUUUUUCCUUUUUUUUUGGAAUUUGAUUUAAUUUCACUGCCCCUUCUUUUCUGAUUGACUGAUUUCCCAUUUUUCAAUUUUAAUCAGGUUUGUUUUUAAUGUUUUAAAAUGUAGGUCAGUCCUACGAAAUCCGUAUGCUAAACAGAAAACUAGUGGAGUAUACAGAUAUAAGCAGCAAAUAUGUGAAGGUAGGUAUACGGUAUUGUGUUUGUCUGUUUCAUGUCUCCUCUUCCUCUUCUUCUCUUGUCAGUUUUGAUGUUUCCACUCUGAUGGUUUGUCACUGGUCCUCAAACCCUUCCUUCCAUUUCAGGGGUGGGAUGUCGACCUCGGUACUAUCACCCAAACUCACUUUUAAAAUCUAAGAAACCAGAAAAUGAAACUUCACAAAUGCAAAGUUGACCCUGCAGCUCGUUUUCUUCGAUGAACAUUAAACCGACUCAGCUGCAGACGUAGAUUUCCUCCCCUAAAGAUUUGACGUCUUUGCUAAAAUCCAGGGUUAUUGAUUCAUUUCCCUGUGAGUGCAUCCACUCGCCGCGUCUCCCUGGUCAGCCCGCCAUCAUCGAGACGCUAAUGCUGGCUGUAGCAUCCUAGAAACACAGGAAUGGGACAGGUGGCGUCUCUGCAAACACCUGACCUCCUGGGUUCAGGACUCUUUGAGUUCUGGUGCGCAGUCAUGCGUGAGUCUCCCUCCAUAAAUAUGCCAAUGCUGCAUGUUUUUACAGGCUGUUAAUCUAAUUGGUUGAUUUAUUUGAUGCCUGUCGCGGUUUUACAGGCUGGCUUCGGUGCUGCAGAGAUGUAGAUGUAUGCCUCUCAAAGUCCUUGUGAGAAAGAGUCAAAAAAGGAAACGUCAACCAUCCUUUUCUUCAAGUUUCGUCGUGUGACACCUCAACAUCGGCUUUAAAUCAUUCGUAAAUCCCCCAAAUCAGUUCAAUUCAACAUUUUCACUGCGUCUAGAGCUUUUACUUGAAAUAUGUCUGGUAGAUGUUUUUAGGUUUCAUGUCAGUUCUGCUCUAAAUCUGCUGAGAUGUUUCCCAAACAUCUGGUACAUGUCAGUUAAUAUUUACACCCUGUAAUUGUGACAAAAACGACCCGGGUCUGAGAUCCUGUGAGUCCUUAAAGCUCAGUUGUCGUCUUGGUGACACUGAGCGAUCUUCAGGGUCGGUGAAUCGGAUCAGACAGGUGUUGUUAAGCUGGGCCAAGAAACUUCUACUGUAGUUAAAAUGAAAAGGUAAAGGUGUUUUUAUUGAGCCGAAUUAUCAAUAAAAUGAUGAUUUUGUUAACAGGUAUGGAUAUAUGUGCUGUUGAGUUAAUAUAUUUGAACAAGAGCACAGUAAAGUUAAAUCAGCUAAUUUUCCAAUGAGGUUCUGUUACUGAACGGAACUACACCAUGUUCUACUAAGGUUAGUACAUAUAGGGUCACAGCCAUAGUAUUAGACACCAAACAUCUUUUUAACUUUGACUAAUUUCUUUGGCAAAGAGACUAAAAACACAACUCACCUACUCUCUUCCAGCAGACGCUUGUUUGCCCCGACUACAGCGGGGUGCCGCAGCUCAAGGAAGAACAUUUAUGAUCAUUUCUUUAUCAUUUCCUUGAAGUAAUAAUCAUCAUAUUAAUCAUUUUACAGGCGCGGUAGUUCUUCUAUUUCUAUUUCCAUGAAGAAAUGAUCAUAAAUGUUCUUCCUUGAGCUGCGUCACCCCGCUGUAGUCUGUAAUGGACUGGUCUGAGGUCUUGCUACAAACAAGCGGCUGCUGGAAGAGAAUAUCCCUCCCGUCAUACUUUAGCAUCAUGACAUGUCGUUCCAUAAUUGUCACCUCAAGAGUCCGUGUAGUGAGUGAUAGUGGGAGCCCUGACUCUAAAAUGAGAAGUUUCUCUGUUUCCUCAGGAGUUUGUGGAGAUGAGCUUCACUCUGAAUGUUCUCCUCCUGAUCAUUGUGUCUCUGUGUUUUGAACUGUGCUAACGGGGGGCAGCGUCUGAGCACUUUACCCGACAGUCCGGCUGUCUGGUUCUGUGUGAGCUGCCCUCUUUAAACCCCCGCCUGUUUCCUGGCCUGAACUCCUGAACCCGCCUGUUCACAGAGCAUUGUGCGUGUGGUGUUUCAUGACCGUCGACUGCAGUAUAUGGAGCAUCAGCAGCUGGAGGGAUGGAGGUGGAACAGACCCGGGGACCGGAUCCUGGAUAUAGGUGAGUUGGCUUUAGUGUUGUGAUCCCUGCAGAAUGUGGUUUUAUAUUGUCUUGCUGGACUCUGAAGGGUCUUUUUUCUCUACACUUUGUGGAGAUCGCACUAUAGGAGCAUGAUCGCCAUAGAAACGAGGUUCAUAAUAAUAACCAGUCUCUCCAAUCGUCAACCAUGUCUUUCCAUCCGUUUGCAGAUAUCCCGUUGUCAGUGGGUGUAAUGGAGCCGCGGUCCCACCCUCUGCACCUCAACACGAUUGAGUUCCUCUGGGAUCCCGAGAAGAACGCUUCUGCUUUCAUCCAGGUACGGAAACAGACUCUGGUCCAACUUUUCUCUGGUGAAGGUUUGAAACUGAGAGUCAACAUUGUCUCCCAGGUCAACUGCAUCAGCACUGAGUUCACCCCCAGGAAGCACGGGGGCGAGAAAGGAGUCCCCUUUCGUAUCCAGGUGGACACUUUCACCACCAACGAGCAUGGAGAGUACAUGGAGCAUGUUCACUCCUCCAGCUGUCAGGUCAAAGUCUUCAAGGUGAGAAACUUUCCUCCCAGUCUGUCAUCCUGCCUGCUCACUUUGACGUCUAACGCCUUUUUGUUUCUCUGUCCUGAAAGCCCAAAGGAGCUGAUCGUAAACUGAAGACGGACAGGGAGAAGAUUGAUAAGAAGUCCCCUCAGGACCGAGACAAGUACCAGCUGUCCCAUGAGACCACGGUGUUGAAAGAGGUGAGCAGUCUGGAUAUCCUCCUCUCAGAACCGCAUGUUAAUAUGUCGCUCUGCUUGUUUUCUUUUUUAAUUGUGUGCCGGCGUCACUGCGGAGCUCUGUCAAUGAUUGAGACCCCUGAAGGGCCGGUGUUCUGACGUUGACAGUGAAGUGACUUUGGCAGACCUCCAGAUAAAAAUCAAACAUACACUUUUAAAGUCAGUGAUGGGAGACGUCCUUCAGUCCGUUUCUGUUUUAAAAAGUCCUGAAAAAACAGGAUUUGGUGAAUGAUUCAGAUUCAAACCAGGACCAACUGUUUUAAAGUUGGGGUAGUCAGGAUCUGAGGAUAUUCCAGUUUUCCCCUCAGCUCCUCCUCUCCCCUCAAGCCCCGCCCACAAACAGACGCUCCUGCUCGCUCGUAUCGUUCCAAUUAAAUUCAGAUAUAAUGCAGAUAAAUACUUCAGAUCAUUACAAAUGGGGCCCAGUCAAGCUGAAAGUCAAAAGCAUUGGUGCUACUGUAGAUGCCAACAGACUACCAGCAAACACAAUGUUUGCAGGACUUCUACAACGAGGAUAAAGUGACAUAGUCCAGGACCCGAGGGAGGACAGUUUAGCGAUGGCGCUACAGCACGCUACAGCAGGUCCGUUUGACAAGAAACACUUCUGUUACAGACACUUGUCUUACUUUGUUAAAGCGGUUUACCUGUCCAGCAGAAAGGUUACAGGGUCACCAAGAUCCCCAAGCGUCCCCCAUCGUUUAUGUUGACCCGGCUUUUUAGCUCUUGUCCGGUCUACCUCCGUUUUAAGCGCCCGUUAUUCCUCCAGAGUCUCCGGUAUUUACUUUGUUUUCUUGCUUGUGUCGGCAGUCGUGGCCAAAGGAGGAUUCAGACAAUUUUCCGAACUUUCUGGUUGGUUUCUACUGUCCGAUAUUGUAGCACGCUAACUUUGUUUGGGCUCCUGAACGACACGGGGGAGCAGCGUCUGCCUCACAACCAAUCAGGUUAGAGGAGGUGGAGAACGGCUUUGUUUACAGUCAGAAAGAGCGGACCGCUCAAAAAUGUUCAAAUGUUGACGAUACAGACAUAAGAGAACACAGAGAUAUCGAUAUAUUACCAAAUGUCAUCAAUAACUAAAAACUAUUGACUGAUAUUAAAAGAUUUUUUGUACAAACACCACAACAUAAGAUUUGUCUGUAAAGGGGUUACAGCGUUGAGGGAAACCAGCGUCCGGUCUUCGACAGACAGAUGACCCUCCUCUCCUUCCUCUCUCUGUAGUGCUCUCCUUGGCCUGAUGCCCUCAACCUCACCAGCCACAGCAGCAGCAGCACUCCAUCACCAGUUUAUCACAGCUCCCCGACUCCCUGUAGCUUCACCGACAGGUGAGUCCGCAUAAACGCCCAGUGACACCUUCUUUUUUAGACUUCAAAGUUUCCUGAGGUUUAGCAGGAGGGAGGUCGUCGCUGUAACAGCUCUGGUCACUGUUUAAUGGUCAAAAGAUGGCGGACAGAGCGGAGUCUGAUCCUGCUCAAUCAGCUUCACUCAUGCAUGUUCAGAGUUCAGAAGUCGUGCAGAAGUUUCAUGAUAUCAACACCAUCUGUGAUUCAUCUUCAUCUUAGAGUGAUGAAACCCUGAAGGGAAAACUCCAGACAAAGUCGGGUGAUAUAAUCAGCUGUUUGUCUUCACACAUGAAGCUCACCUUGAAUAAGUUUCUGUGCCUGUGUGAACAGGGUUUUGGUCUUUCUAGCCCCUGAGUUCCAAAUCUGGAUUCUUGUUCGGUUAAUAGAAAGUAGGAAUCGCUCCAGAUCAGCAGCCAUGACAGACUGCGCUCAGUUUAAACUCCACGACCAACAUGAUUUACCUAAAAGGAGGACACAAUACUUCAGUGAUAGGAUCAGAGUAACACAAACAAAGCAGAGGUACCAGGUUUAGAGCACCAGGACUCCUCUUUGACCAGCGGUGUGACAUAACUGUGGCAGUAGCUCCCCCUAUGGGUACUCACCAGUAUGAUGCUCUGUAAACACAAGUGAAGACCGACACUUUGUUGUAAAACUUCGUCACAGACCACAGAACCAAUCACCUGAUCUGCUCUUUCCUCCUCAUGUGCAUACUUCUAUAGCAACUGUUCUCCAAACCAGCAGGGGGAGCUGCUCAUGCCCGGCUGCUCUGAUGUAAGUAACAGAGAGCAGUGCAGAGUGAAAGUCUUAACGUUGCUCUCUCAUCCCCUUUAGGACAUUAUUUGGAGACAGUGGAUGCUGUGCUGCUAUACUCAUUUCAAGGGCUCUUCUUCUUUUUGACAUGUAGCACCUUCUGCCAUCGUCCUCGCUGCAGGACACUCAGCAGUGGCUGCACCAUCACAGGUUCGCACCUUUCUCACGGCUCUUCUCCAGCUUCUCAGGUAACUGGGGGGGAGGGUACGCAAAACAAAAUCACCAGUCUGCAGACAGUGAGAGAGAAAGAGCGGCAGUGAUUUGGCCAUGGAGGGAAAAUAAGGAUGGGAUUUGGAUUAUCGGCUGUUGUUGCAGGUGCUGACCUGUUGAGGAUGAGCAGGGAGGAUCUGAUCCAGAUCUGCGGCCCUGCUGAUGGUAUUCGUCUUUUUAACACCAUGAAAGGAAGGUGAGGCAUUAAAGAGUCUGGACAGAGAUGCUGCAGGAGCUGAAUGAAUUUAUCUGGAGGAAAAAAACAAAAGCAUUUGUAUAUAAACUUUUUUUAUUAUAAUAACUUAUCUAUUUGAUGAAAAGGUUGCAUUGAUUUGAGUGACCUUCUGAAUGUAUAUAGAGUAUAUUCAGACAGUCACAUAAAUAUAUGUGACAAUACUCAUCAUCUUUCCUCAUGUUGUACCUUGUGCUCUUCCCCCAGGUGUAUACAGCCCCGCCUGACCAUCUAUGUGUGUCAGCAGCAGACCAGAAUACAGCCUCCUGUUAAACCAGGCGGCGCAGAUGGUAAGUGUACCUGCUGUGCAAAAAUCUUGCUGAUUUUUGGUGGUUAAAUAAAUAAUUUAUCGUGAAUUUUUUUGUGGGAAAAAAAUAGUUUCAAAAACAUCUAAAACUCCUUCAAAUAAUAAUGCGAUCUGAUGAAUCCAUUGAAAUGCAUCUGGUGGUUGUGUCUCCCCUCCCUGCAGUCUACCAUGCUCUGUACCUGGAGGAGCUCACACUGCUGGACCUGUCUGAAAAGAUCGCCCUGCUGUACAGCAUCACUCCACAGCAAAUUACACACAUCUACAGACAGAAACCAUCUGGGAUCCACGUCUUAGUGUCAGACGAGGUAUCUAUGCGUCUCCUUUAUCGACAACACACCCUCAACUUUGACUCAUUUCUACAGCGGGGUGCCGCAGCUCAAGGAAGAACAUUUAUGAUCAUUUCUUUAUCAUUUCCUUAAAGUAACAAUCACCAUAUUAAUCAUUUUAUAGACGCGGUAGUUCUUCUGUCUUAGCGUCUCGGUCUGAUUGUAUUUCCAUGAAGAAAUUAUCAUAAAUGUUCUUUCUUGAGCUGCGAAACCCCGCUGUAGUCCAUAAUGGACUGGCCUGAGGUCUUGCUACAAACAAGCGUCUGCUGGAAGAGAGUAGGUGAGUUGUGUUUAGUCUCUUUGUUAAAGAAAUGAGUCAAAGUUAAAAAGAUGUUUGGUGUCUAGUACUAUGGCUGGGACCCUAUAUGUACUAACCUCAGUAGAACAUGGUGUAGUUCCGUUUAGUAACAGAACCUCAUUGGAAAAUUAGCUGAUUUAUCUUUACUGUGCCCUUGUUCACAUAUAUUAACUCGACAGCACAUAUAUCUAUACCUGUUAACAAAAUCAUGAUUUUAUUGAUAAUGCGGCUCAUUAAAACACCUUAACCUUUUCAUUUUAACUACAGUAGAAGUUUCUUGACCAGCUUAUAGACUACAGAGGUGGAGAAAUGCCCCCACUUAAGUUUAUGUUUUCGUAGGUGUUAGGUGUUGUUCUGAGGAUUUUUUGUGGCUAUAGAGUGGUGUUUUGGUUGAGGGCGUGGCUCUCUGUAUUGCUAUCCUGAGGUCGUUACUAAAGUUGGUAUAACUAGAGAAGCAAGCGGUCGACAACAUUCAUCUCUGGAGGGGGGGUCUAACUCAGUAAGACCAGGGUCAGCGCUGAAGGUUUGGUCCUAUAGAGGCUGCAGCCCCUUCAGUGAGACACAGCUCAUGUUGCUAUCAUGCUGUCAGUACACAACCACCGGUCUAAUCAGCCUGCUUAUGGGUCAAACUACUGUCAGACUUUAUAUCUUAUUCAUGGCAAAGACUGUCUGAAAUAACACUUUACCACAGUGUAAACAGGCAGAGGUGAUAUCAGAGUGACCAGGUAAUAAAAACUGAAGCUCAGUCCUGUCGAAGUCUGGCUGUGGGGUGAGCUUUGAGUGUUUAACGGUGAUUAUUUGGAUGUCUUUUAUUCCAGAUGGUGCAGAACCUCAAAGAGGAAACCAGCUUCAUCCUCAGCACGAUAAGAGGUAAACACUAAAAGUCAGCCUCUGCGCUCACGUCACAAACAGUCAGUGUUGAUCUUGUCUGUCUGUUAUCUUGCUGAUCUCUCACUCAUCGUUUCUGUCUUGCAGAUGGGACCACAGAUGGUUAUUUUGUCGUACUGAAAUGACAGACAGGUGCCCAGGAGGCCCAGUGUUUCAUUAGAAAAAUUGUUGAGUUUAUAUUUAAGUCAUUCCGGACGAUAAUAUGUGAUAAACAAGGAUUUACUGUGCAGUCUAAUGACGCUGAAGGGGACUCUACAGUAUUAGUGAACCUGAGCUCUAUUUUCAGUUGUUGUAGAGGUAAUCUGUGCAGAAUAAAAGUACCUUUUGUUGCCAUAAAUAAAGUUAGAUUUUUUAUGCUAAAGUCUGAAAACUUUGCAGAGCACAUCCCUCCAGAGACAGACCAUGUUUGUUUAAGAGUAAGAGGCUUUUUUGUAGCAGAAACAGUCAGUAUUUUAAAAAGUUUGGUUAAAGUCAGAGUGGAAAACAGCCGGACGUUGACUCAGUUUGGUGGUAAUCUCAGCGAAUUACUACAACUUCAUUUUUUUUUUUGACUCCUGUGUUUAAAAAAGAUAAACACCCCUCAGUUUCUCACUUUACUUUGAAUUCUGUUUUUGUUUAUGCUCUUGUUAAUUGAAUUUUCUGUUUUUGCCCAGUUACUGAUUUAUUUUCAGUCGGUAGUUAUCAGUUUAUAAUUUCUUUUUUGGCUUUUCAAACAUUCUUACAUUCAAACUUUUGAAAAGGCUCAGUAAGAGUCAAAUACAAACAACUAGAAACAAAAUGAACAAACUGUAGUUGAAGGAGUUUAUUCGGGAAUGUUUGUGUCAUAAUCUUUUUUACCACAACUCUAAACUUUGGAGGAUAGACACACCUGGAAAAUUACAGGUGAGUUACAAUUUGUCUGAGUUUUUUUUUAUCAUUUACAGCCAAAACCAAUGGCGACUGAUUAACAGAGGGCAGGGUGUCCACACAGGGACCACUGCUGAAUAAGAUAAAAUAAGUUUGAAGAAAGAAAAUGAUACUCAAAAAUGUGAAAAAUACAGUUGGAAUCUAGAUUAAUAAGUAAGGAUUAACAUGUCUGAAGUUAGUGAUCACAGAUUUUGCUGGUCUAGAGCACAGCUGUUUGCACUUUCAGACGUCCAUUAAAAUAAGUUGCACAUUUGCUCCUCUUAUUUAUACAUGAUACUAAAAAUCAGACACGAGUAUUAGCACCCACAGUCCAUUAUACACAAUCAGCCAGAAAGCAAGAGCAAAAGGUCAACACCCCUUUUAUAAUGACGUGAACAGCAAGCCAUGCAUGCUUCCAUCAUAACAUUUUUACCAUAAACCUUAACUUUGUUUGGUAGAAAACACACCUGGAAAAUUACAGGCGAGGAGUUGGUUGAGUUGUAAUGUGCAGGAAGUUUUUAUGACUUACAGCCAGAACGAAUGGUGACCCAAAACUCUCAACAAGGAGGAGAAUUUUUUUUAAACAGAUUUGAAUCUGAAUAAAGUUUAAAAGAAACAUUUUUGAAGGUAAAUAUUUUAUAUCUAAUGCAUAAAAUGUAUAAGAAGCAAUUAACAUGUUGAUUAAACUACCAAAUGUGUCUAAAGGUGA
Xyrichtys novacula (pearly razorfish) is the source of this 14354-nucleotide messenger RNA. The record is from the annotation of a GenBank genome assembly. Lineage: Eukaryota; Metazoa; Chordata; Actinopteri; Labriformes; Labridae.